Messenger RNA from Ictalurus furcatus (blue catfish), 7299 nucleotides. It is a transcript of the gene sec14l1, whose product is annotated as SEC14-like protein 1. The transcript has 15 exons. NCBI's taxonomy places the organism in Eukaryota, Metazoa, Chordata, Actinopteri, Siluriformes, Ictaluridae. Gene Ontology annotation, cellular component: cytosol; cytoplasm. The coding region runs from base 65 to 2143 and encodes 692 amino acids. Gene Ontology annotation, biological process: negative regulation of RIG-I signaling pathway. The record is from RefSeq and is a predicted model, not a curated record. Gene Ontology annotation, molecular function: RIG-I binding.
CACUCCUGACUGUAAUCACCUUGUCAGUGCCUCAGUGGAGUUCACCAGUGGAGAAGCUACAGCCAUGGUGCAGAAAUAUCAGUCACCAGUGCGGGUUUACAAGUACCCCUUUGAACUUAUAAUGGCGGCCUAUGAGAGAAGAUUCCCAACUUGCCCCCUCAUCCCCAUUUUUGUGCACAGCGACAUCAUCAGUGAGAGACAGAGUGAGGACGGAGCGACUCAUGUAAUUGAGCGCAGGUGUACUAUUGAUGUAGAGGCCCCUCGAUUGUUGAAAAGGAUAGCAGGGGUGGACUACCUGUACUUUGUGCAGAAAAACACACUGGAUUGGCAACAGAGGAGCCUGCAUAUCGAGACCUACAAUGAAUCCUUUUCCACCAGGGUGAUCGUGAAAGAGUACUGCAGCUACACGGUGCACCCAGAAAAUGAAGACUGGACAUGUUUUGAGCUGUCAGCCAGUAUGGACAUGAAGUCUUUUUUUGGAUUUGAGAGUACAGCAGAGAAGAUUGCUAUGAGGCAGUAUGGUUCCAGUAUUAAAAAGGGCAAGGAGAUUAUUGAAUAUUACCUCAGUGAGCUCAAAACAGAGGGUAUAACUCAUAUACCUCGUUGGACUCCUCCUUCCACCACCACAGCACCCCCCCAGCCAACACUCAAUGCAGCCGCUAUUCGCACACACAAGUGCAGCAAAGAAGACAGUGAAAGAGUCCACAUUAAUCUUACAGAGAGGUUGCCUGUUUCUGUAGAAGAUAAGUUAGAUGCAGAUUACAUCCUACAUUAUCUAGGAGAGCUGAGCCCUCUGAAUGAGAGUUGCUUCAUCCGCCUACGGCAAUGGCUGCAGGAAACACACAAGGGAAAGCUCCCUAAAGACCAGCAUGUGCUACGGUUUCUGCGCUCACGGGAUUUUAACGUAGAGAAAGCUCGAGAGGCAUUGUGCCAUACACUAACCUGGAGGAAACAGCAUCAGGUGGACUUUCUGCUGGACUCAUGGCAGUGCCCACAGCUGUUGCAAGACUGCUACACAGGGGGAUGGCACUAUCAUGACAAAGAUGGCUUACCUCUCUACAUCUUACGGCUAGGACAAAUGGACACCAAAGGACUUGUACGGGCUUUAGGGGAAGAAUCUCUUCUUCGACAUGUUCUAUCUAUCAAUGAGGAAGGUCUCAGGCGCUGCGAGGAGAACACAAUCAUCUUUGGUAAACCCAUUAGUUGCUGGACUUGUCUGGUGGAUCUGGAGGGGUUGAAUAUGAGGCAUCUGUGGAGGCCAGGAAUUAAAGCUUUACUGAGGAUUAUAGAGGUGGUGGAGGCCAACUACCCCGAGACACUAGGAAGGUUGCUAAUACUGAGAGCUCCCAGAGUCUUUCCUGUGCUCUGGACACUGAUCAGCCCAUUCAUUGACGAGAACACCCGCAAGAAAUUCCUCAUCUACGCUGGGAAUGACUAUCAGGAUUCAGGAGGCUUGGUGGAUUACAUAGACAGAGAGUUCAUCCCUGACUUUCUUGGUGGAGAUUGUCCGUGUCAUGUCCCGGAUGGUGGCGUGGUCCCCAAAUCUCUGUACCGCACACCAGAGGAGCUUGAAAAUGAGGAGAUAAAACUCUGGACUGAAACAAUCUACAAAACUGCUAGUGUGUUCAAAGGAGCUCCACAUGAGGUGCUGAUUGAAAUCACAGAAGCAACCUCAGUUAUCACGUGGGACUUUGACGUGUGUAAAGGUGAUGCUGUUUUCAACAUAUAUCACUCUAGAAAAGCCCCACAGACUCAGAAGAGAGAUACUUUGGGAAAUCUGACUGGUCCAGGAGGCAACAAUAUGCAAGUGAUUGAGAAGGCAUGGAUACUGGGGAAGGACUACAGCUUGGUGGAAACAGCUCUAACUUGUAGAGAGGGCGAGAGCAUACAGGGCUCUCAUGUAACACGUUGGCCUGGUUUAUACAUAUUGCAGUGGUGCUUCCACAGCUCAGCAUCUAGCUUAUCCUCACUUCAAGUCUCCACACAGAAGUGUAGGGUGAUGUACUACACCGAAGUGCUACACUCUGAAGACUUCAGGGGUUCUAUGACAAGUCUGGAGUCCAGUCAUAGUGGUUUCUCUCAGCUGAGCACCACCACCACCUCUUCUGGCCAGUCACAUUCCAGUUCAGUUGCUUCACGGUAGAACAUAUGCCACAUAAGAACGGUGAUUGUUUAAUACAAAUUCUGUAUAAAACAUUGCACAGAAUUCCAUGCUGUUGUUACUUAAGUUGUUUGAAUCAUUUCUCAUGUCGUAACAUAUAAUAAUCUGUAAAUUUCUGCAAAAAUGAUGAUGUUUUGUGAUGUUGUUUCAUUAUUUCAUAGACAAAAGUUACUUUAUCUAUACUUUUUUAAAAAUUAUUUGGCUACUUCAUAUGUUUAUUCAUUAAAUAUACUAAAUACAGUCAGCUCCAGAAAAAAAAUAAAGAUGGUUAUAUAAAAAAAGGUUAUGGAAAAAGUGUUAAGCUUAAGCUGACAUUGAAAAUAUGAGAUAAUGUAAUUGAUGUAAAUUUAUUCGGCAUAUUCUUAUGUUUUAUUUUUAUACAGUCUUUGAGCAAUAUUGUAUUAAAGCUAGGUCCUAUUUUUAUUUAACUUUUUUAUUUCCAGCUAAGGAUUUUACUUCCUUUUGUUACGGCCCAGUCUAGGUUGGUUUCAGACCUCUUAAACAGUUAUCCAUGACUUCCUGUUUCAUUGGGGUUUAAAUAUGAGAUGACAAAAAGGCCAAAUUCUCUUACUCAUUCAUCAACAUGCAAAAGAUUCAGUAAUAUACAAAUAAGACAAAAUGAGUGUAUUCACAUUUAUGAAUCAGACAAUGACUAUAAAAAAAUAACUACAUGGUCAUAUUCACUGUAAGAUAAAUAAUUAAUAAUGAUUAAGAAGUUCAAAACACGUGACGCUGUAAUGAACCUGCCUAUAAGAAGGCACAAGUGUAUUUUGCCCUUCAUAUAUAGUGAGGAAGAUGGUUAGAGAGGCUGAUGGCUGAAGUCUUGCAGAUGGUAGUAUUUUGGGGUCACCAAGUCUCUAAAUCUGCAAAUGACAGCACAUGAUGAUAUUUGAGAGGUGUGUCAGAAAGACCUUAGAACCUUCUUAUGAAACAUAUUAUCAUGGAUUCCAGUACCAAAUGAUUUUAAAACACAGGUUAAAACACAAGUGGCUGCUUCUGCCAAAAAGCUACACCUAGUUCAUGGUUCAACGGCCACAGGUUCAAGCUUUUGAGCUCCCAAUUUCCCUGACCUAAACAGCAUUGAAAACCAGUGGGGUGAACUGAAGAGGAGAGUCCACAAAGAAGGGCCUAGGACCCUGGAAGAUAUGGAAUUAUUGUUAUGGGAUUAUUGUGUAAUGAUGUGUGCCCUCAUAUUCUUUGCUCUGCAUUCACCAGUCACCAGUAUUACAGGAGAAGACGCCAUACUCUUGUUGGGAAAGAGGGUUGUGCAAAAUAUUAAAUGCAGGGGUGCCAAUAACUGUCACAGGUGUGGUUUUGUUAAAAAUAAUUUUUAAUUGUUUACUUUCUUAGGAUAAAUGUACUUCAAUUAGAGGUUAGAUUACUCUCAUAUUUUUGGUGUGAAAUUAAGCUGAGUAACCACAAGAACAUUAGAUCUUAACCUUGUUUACCCAUCUUUAUCAAAAGUGCCAAUUAUUCUGGACCUGUCUGUAUAUUUAUUGUGCAAGAGAUUUGCUUCUUUGAUGCCUGCUUUCACAUUUACACUGGGAAGUGUGAUUAUACUUCUCUCCCACAAGAUGGCAAUGUGUUAAGCCUAUGAACACAUUGCCAUUGAAAUGAAAGGUUACUUGAGAUUGGCUUUGAUGCAAAUAAUGAGCAAUGGGGUUAGGGUUAGGGAACAGUAAGUGUUCCUCCAGAAGCAUUUUGUGGACUGUGGACUCUGCAAACUGCUGUGUUUGUUAGAUAAGAACAUUCCACAGGGAACAUUUAUUUGAUAUGUAGGAAUAUGUUAAGAGGUCUUGCAUAUUAAGACUGAGCUUGAUCACCUAGAUCUGACUGCCCUUUAGUUCCAAAGAUACUAUGUAAUAUACCCUAAGAGAAUCAAUAUAUGAAAGCUGACUCUCUCCACUGGGAGAGCUUGAUCAAUAGAAUCGUUUUGCCUUGUUGUAUUCUUUGGUUGAACAAAUGUUGUUUGAUUAAUCUUAGAGGUGUGUUUGUGGAGAUGUUUCUGAAUGUGAAGGAAUCAUGCAAUUACAGAGUUUGGAAAGAAAGAUCACACCUAUAAUUCCUCCCUCUUAGUUAAUAUACAGUGGUUAAUUGUUAUAUACUACCCUUUACUUUCCCCUCUCCUUCAUGUGCUCCAUAACUAUUACUGUAUCUUCACUGUGAGGGGUCCAUUUUUCUAGCACAAAACUUUCUAAACUGAAACCUCACAAAAUUUACAAAAAAGUUAUUUUGAUGAAAGUUAUUUCUCUACAAGAACAAACUGAGCCCCAGUUCAUAUUAAGCUUUUUUUUAUAUACCUACGUUUGCUUAUGUAUAUAGAUUUAAAUCCAGCCAGAAUAAGAAAACUUCAAUCCACCAUCUUAUUUUUUCCUUUAUGAGUAAAAAGUCAUGAGAAACCUGUGUUGCAUAUUAUAGGGGUGCCAAACUUAUCUCCUGGACGACUGGAGUACAUCACACUAUUUUUUAAGGUUCACUACACCUACAAAUACUGACAAUAUACUGAUCAGUUGAAUCAGUAGUUUCUAAGUAGUAACAUCAUCAAACUGUGACAGGACUGAAGCUGGGCACUGUUGUUCUUGUUUUCAAUAUAGUAUAUUCAGUAAGUCAAUUAAACUAGGACCUGUGCAACUUUCCUUACCUGAGCAUACAUAGAUUCCCAAGUUCAUCUGUAGGCCUAUCAGAAUUCAAUUUUCUUAUUGUUGCUCUGUGCAUGUGUAGGUGGUGUAGGUGGCUUUUUUCUGUGUUGUUCCACUUCUAAUUUAUAUUCAAGAGCCACAGGGUGGCUUUGCAGAUUGAUUUACAUACUGUGUAUACAAGCAUAAUUUCCAUAAACUCAUCAACUGCCUGCGGCUAAAGCUGGAUACAUUAACUGUCCAUCUUGGUAUCAUCAUUUCUCCUCCAUGAUCAGGGUCUACUUGUUAUGCUGUAUGUGAGAACCUUACAGGUGGACAUAUUCUUGUGCCUGUUGAGUGUUCAGCAAUAGAUCUUGCUUGCUUGAACAUAUCCUGAUGUUUUUGGUUUAACAAUGCUUGCUUCUUGGCACCAAAAGUAUCCGCCUAUAUUGAUCAGCAAGAUCCACAGGUUACUUAGGGUCAACAUUUUCAGGAAUUAACGGUAUCUGUUAGGCACAGCAAAAUGUUCUUUACAAAUGGUUGUCGCAUUUAACAUCAUCGCAUUUAGCCACUUUAUCCAUAUAUAAAAGGCUAAUAUAAUUAACAGUGCUUAGCUAUAGCUUAGAGCAACAAGGAAGAGAGACAUUUAAAUUGAGGAAGAUUGGCCAAACUAGUGCCCUGGUCCUAAGCCAAGGUGUUUGAAGCCAUUGCUAUUGAUUAGUGCAUGGAUUAUAAAACUGUGCUGAAAGGGCAAUGAUGUCUUAUCAAGAUUCUAUCUACAGCAUUUGUACUCUGUAGCAUAAAGCACUGGCACUGCACCAAUACAAGACUCUUACACAGGAGUGGAAAAAGAGAGUGGAAAAAGAGAAAUUUUACUGAAGUUAAAGUAUAGAUAGUGUCCCAAAAUAUGACUCAAUUAAAAGAUGAAUUAUCCAUCUAAAGCAUACUCAUGUGAAAGUUAAGUUAAUGUCAUGCUAAUAUCAAUGCUAAUUUAAUGUCAACCGCACCAUUUGCUUGAAAACAUCAUUCAGUCUCUGUAAGUUUGCAAUAUUUACCAUUAGCUAGAAUUUGACUUACAUUUGACAUUUGCAUUUAUUCAUUUAGCAGACGCUUUUAUCCACAGUGACUUACAAAUGAUGAAAUAUAAGCAAAGACUUUCUGCUUUUUCAAAUUAGAUGAAGUUCAUACCUUUGAAGGAGUCAAAUAAGAUGCCUCAAGUCUUUGCUUACUUCAGCAUAUUGAAAAAUUCUACUGAGGUAUAGGCCCAGGGGUGCUCUUCUUCAUGUUAAACACUGCUGUCCCUUGGCAUAUCCAUAUUCAGACACAAGGAUAGUUUUAGCACUAACCUGGUCCACAUGUCUCCACAUGCCGAAGUGUCCUUGGGCAAGACACUGAAGUUGCUCCUGAUGGUAAGCUAGCGCCUUGCACGCAUGUGUGGAUGUGAAUGGGUGCAUAAGAAACAGUGUAAAGUGCUUUGUAGAACCGCUAAGGUUAAAAAGCGCUAUAUAAGUGCUGACCAUAUGUAGCAUACAGUCUUUGGCUGGAUGAGAGAAGAACAGGGACUAUGAUGGUCUAAAAAAAUAUAAUGAUUAAAAACAUUUUUUUUUUUGUUUUACUCUGAAUUGCAAUUAAGUAAGAGUACAAGUAUUUAGUUUCAAUAAUAGUCAAGUACAUUCUAAAUACACCCAAAAUAAUAGUUAACCAUAUUAGCAGUACAAUUCCUCAAGUAUUUUCCACCCUGCUUUUACAUUCAUAUUAACACAUUCAGAAAUUAUACUGUAUAGUAACAUAUAGCACAUAUUGCAGGUCAUACACUGUUAAAAAUCCAUUAUGAUACUGAAAGCUGCUUGAGAAACUGGACAUUUUACACAGAUAACUAACUAUAUUGCAGUGGUGUAGAAUUUUCUACAUUUCUGCAUAAAUAUGAACUAAAAAGUCCUAAAAGUUUUAGGUCAAAUUUAUAUAAAUAUAUAGAAAAUUCUGGCACCACUGUAUUAUUAUUUCAUUGUUUCAGUUUAAGGAUUAUAAUUUAGACUGGCCUAAUAACAUAAUGUUGAAAUUUUUAAUUAUUAGAAAUUAUUUGUUAAAAGGAUUUCAGGCAAGCCUGAGUCAUGUUUAAAGUCUUUAGUUAGGAUUUAAUUUCAAAUCAAUCCAACUUAAUCAGCAUUUGUGAGUUUGGUUUCAUAACAGUCAAUAGAUGGUCAGUGGGGUCACCUAUUUUGUUGUCAGUUUGGUGUCGUUGUCAUUUAAUGCAUAUAGCACUUUGGUUAUAUAUUAUUUUUUAACAUUGGUUACUGGCUGUUUAUUUGAAGCUGCACUGGACCUAAGAGUGCCGCCUGCUACAUGAGAAAAAAACAUUGCAAAAGGUUGGAAAAGAAAGCGUUUAUUAAGUUACCAUCCAGAUUUAAAUUUUGUUCAUGUUUUUUUCCAGACUGAUAUUUUACUCUAAAUUGCAAGUAAGUGUAAGUCUGAAGUAUAUUCUCAAAUAAUAAGAAGAAUUAAAAAUUAUUUUGCAACAGUUGA